Mesocricetus auratus (golden hamster) is the source of this 4144-nucleotide messenger RNA. RefSeq names its product 3-oxoacyl-ACP synthase, mitochondrial (gene Oxsm). The coding region runs from base 241 to 1620 and encodes 459 amino acids. Gene Ontology annotation, molecular function: 3-oxoacyl-[acyl-carrier-protein] synthase activity. Lineage: Eukaryota; Metazoa; Chordata; Mammalia; Rodentia; Cricetidae. The transcript is spliced from 3 exons. The record is from RefSeq and is a predicted model, not a curated record. Gene Ontology annotation, biological process: fatty acid biosynthetic process.
CUUUGCACACUAUGAAAUAUUCACCCCUGGCACUGUUUCAGUGGCUGCGUGGCAUUUGGAUGACCAAAUGACCUCGGUAUCGUGGUGUGUGGCAUUCUGACGAGUUCGAGUCGAUACUUGCCCCACGCAUGCCAAGGGGCCCCGACGCAAUGAUUGCGUUCCUUCUCUGGCGACACCGAAAUAUCUGGGCAUUAUCACCGAGCGUUAAGGAACGUGUUUCUGAUCUUCUGAAUUUCAACCAUGUUGUCAAACUGCUUACAAAAUUUUCUAAAAGCCUCACGCUCUCGUCCGUAUCCAGCGUCAUGCUGUUGCUCAUUAAGCAAACGCAAGUUUUCUGGAACGAUGCCAGCAGUCAUGUUGCAUAGGCGAGUUGUUGUCACAGGCAUCGGACUAGUGACACCACUUGGUGUUGGGACUCAACUAGUUUGGGAUCGGCUUCUCCGAGGAGAGAGUGGAAUUGUUUCUGUGGUUGGUGAUGAGUACAAGAGUAUUCCUUGCAGGGUAGCUGCUUACGUGCCAAGAGGUACUGAUGAAGGUCAGUUCCAUGAGCAAAACUUUGUGUCCAAAUCAGACACCAAGGCCAUGUCGUCGCCCACCAUCAUGGCCAUAGCGGCAGCAGAGUUGGCCCUGACGGACUCUGGCUGGCAUCCGAAGUCAGAAGCUGAUCAGGUGGCCACUGGCGUGGCCAUUGGCAUGGGAAUGGUUCCUCUUGAAGUUGUUUCUGAAACUGCUUUGUUGUUUCAGACCAAAGGCUACAAUAAAGUCAGCCCAUUCUUUGUCCCUAAGAUUCUGGUCAAUAUGGCCGCAGGCCAGGUCAGCAUUCGCUAUAAACUCAAGGGCCCCAAUCACACAGUGUCCACCGCCUGCACAACAGGAGCACAUGCUGUGGGAGACUCCUUUAGAUUUAUAGCCCAUGGCGAUGCCGAUGUGAUGGUGGCCGGGGGCACAGAUUCUUGCAUUAGUCCUUUAUCGCUUGCUGGGUUUUCCAGAGCCAGGGCUCUGAGCAUGAACCCGGAUCCUAAGCUGGCCUGCCGACCAUUCCAUCCAGAGCGAGAUGGGUUUGUCAUGGGCGAGGGUGCUGCUGUGCUGGUGUUGGAAGAACGUGAACAUGCUGUUCAGAGAGGAGCCCGGAUUUAUGCAGAAGUUCUGGGCUAUGGACUCUCGGGUGAUGCUGGUCACAUAACUGCCCCCGAUUCUGAAGGAGAAGGUGCCUUCAGAUGCAUGGCUGCUGCUGUAAGAGAUGCAGGUGUGUUGCCUGAAGAGAUAUCCUAUGUCAACGCGCAUGCCACAUCCACACCACUGGGCGACGCUGCUGAAAACAGAGCCAUCAAGAGGCUCUUCGGAGACCAUGCUGGCGCCCUUGCCAUAUCCUCCACAAAGGGAGCCACCGGCCAUCUGCUGGGGGCUGCAGGGGCCAUCGAGGCAGCUUUUACUGCACUGGCUUGUUACCAUCAAAAACUACCACCAACUCUAAACCUGGAUUGCACAGAGCCAGAAUUUGAUCUCAAUUAUGUUCCACUGAAGGCGCAAGAAUGGAAAACUGAGGGGCGAUGUAUUGGACUCACCAAUUCCUUUGGGUUUGGAGGUACUAAUGCAACACUUUGUAUUGCUGGCAUGUAAACUUUGCCUUUUAAUUGUCAUAAAUGUAUAAAUAACGUGCAUGUCCAUAUGUUUAAAAUCAAUACCCAGAUGUCUUUAACACAGUUGGUAUUUGUAGGAGGGCAGUUCUUGCUAGGGAAGGGGCUGCCAGUUGCUUUGUAUUUUAAAGCAACUUGGUGUCUCCUGUGAGAUACCAAGUACUGGCAACUAGUGACAACCAGAUUUGUCUCUAGACAUUGCCUUAUGUGUUCUGGGGGACAAAAUAACCUGCACCCAUCAACUAUUUGAUUUAUAUUUUCCUAAUGCUCCAAAUCAAAUAACUCCUGUCCUUUUCAGAUAUUUAUUUAGAGACUAGCUCCUCCAAGCAAGGCUGUGUUGCUGCGUGUUAUGACUCCAGAGUCACCAUUUUUUGCACAACACAUAAGAAGGAAUUAUAUAAGUAGGAGGACGUGCCAUCAGUCAGCAUCCUUUGAGGGCAGCUGUCAGCCAGUGAUGACCUAGUCACCUAUCCAGGUGUCAUUAGUGGAAUUUCCCAGAACUAUGAAGUUUUCAUUUCUUGGAAAGAGGAAAUGAAACUGGUUUGACAUUUCUUGUUCUGGGUGUAUUUUGCCGUGAAGAAUGACACAGAGACCUUUUGUGAAAGACACCGUUGGUAAAUUAGGCCACCUUCCUGCAGUCUACCUUUGUGUCUGUGGGAAUGUUCCACCAGCUUCCCACUCUGAGAGUCAGCGGGCCCUCUACUUUGCUGCUCUUCUCCUCUAAAGCCAGAGGAACAAGCUACCCAGAGGUGACAACCAGUCAGAGAAGCACUUGGUAGGCGGGGCCUUUACUUCAGAGUAAGUGCUUUAUCUCUAUUCAGUCCCUCAGGUCUGAAGCGAAGCUUCCUUCAGGUGCCACGGCAUUUUCCCGGCUCAGGGACACCUUCAACUUUUCUGUCCCUGUUCUGCUUUCAUGGCUUUUAUCCCUAUCCCAUGAGUCAUCCCCAAACAAACUGCCUUUUCUUCGUCCCUGCUUUCUCUGCGGCUCACACAAUGAAAUGGGGUAAAAGAGGAUAAAUGGUUAUGUGCCUUUUGCAGAAGUUAGUGCAUUUCCACACUUUACCCCAAACUUCUUGUUCUUGUUUUAAUUUUUUUAUAUUUUAAAAAUAACAUGCAUGAAUGUUUUCCAUGUGUGUAUGCAUAUGUGUAUCAUGUUUGAGCCUGGUGCACAGGGAGGCCAAGACAAGGCAUUGAGUCUGGUGCAUAGAGAGACCAAGACAAGGCAUUGAGCCUGGUGCACAGGGAGGCCAAGACAAGGCAUUGAGCCUGGUGCACAGGGAGGCCAAGACAAGGCAUUGAGCCUGGUGCAUAGAGAGGCCAAGACAAGGCAUUGAGCUUGGUGCACAGGCAUCAGAUCCCCAGGAACUUCAGUCGUGGAUGGAUUUGAAUCACCACAUGUGUGCUUAGGACUAAACUCCGGUCCUCUGAAGAGCAACCGGUCUCUUAACUACUGAGCCAUCUCUGCAGCCCCUUGUCCUUGGUUUUUAAGACCCGUAUGUGGUUGGGGCAUGUCUUCGGGUGCAUGUGCCUCAGUGGUGGUCAGAGGACAACUUUGUGGAGUUGGUUUUCUCCUCCCACUUUUAUAUGAGUUCCAGGAAUCAAACUCAGGUCUUCAGGCUUACAUUGCAAACACCUUUAUCUGCUGAGCCUUCGUGAGGAGCCAGUUUUUCAAUUAAAAAAGAAAAUAGCCUCUUGCUUUGUAGCACAAGCUGGCUCCAAAUGUUCUGUGUAGCUCAGGCUGGCCCCAAACUUGACAUGCAGAACAAGCAGACUAUGAAUUCCCAACUGUAGAUAUAAAUUUGUGGUUACCCACCGAACCCAGAUUAGUUUAAUUGACUGACUGCCGUUCUCCCUCCUUUAAUGCUUAAACACUAAAUGUAAUCAGUAUUAAUUUCCAUUAACAUGUGUCUGCUCAGCCGAGAACUUAGUGGGGGCUCUGUGUUGUCACCAGUAAGAACAAAAGUAUACACUAGAGAAGAUCCAAAGACAACUGAAUACAUCCAUGUCAGCAAAUAUCAAGUUAAGGGGGAAGAUGAGAAGGGAACAAUAUUCCAGCCUGAGGGGAUUCAGUGUAGAAAGUUCUAGAAGUUAAAACACUUGUGCUAAACAAAUCCACUAUACUUUAAGGUGGGAGGUUGGGAGAUAAUGCCAGAAGAUCUGUUAAAUGUUGGGUCGCAGAGGACCUGGCAAGUUUCAAGGAAGUGAGGGUAAUAAGCCACUUAAGAUCUGAAAUGGUAGACUGGCUUUGUAUUGUGUCUAUUUGGCUGGCCUGAACUGUUUCCCUGCAUUCACAUCUUGCUUAGGGUUGGUUGUGAGAGAUUUCUUACGAGUGAUAUGAAAGAUGUUAUUAAAUCUUAAUGGGAGUCAGUGAGUGAGCCUGCAACUGUUUCUUCCUGAGUCCUGAAUUGUUCCUAACUCCUGCAAAAGUAUGCCCUUGGCUCCACGACACUGGAUAAGCCCAGCUAGCCCCAGCCCAUGCCAUCAAAAUAAAACACAGGAACUUGUCA